AUGGCGGACCUUCCGAGGCGCAUCGUCAAGGAGACGCAAAAGCUCAUGAGCGAGCCGGUGCCUGGCAUUGAAGCUGCCCCGUCCGAGGACAAUCUGCGGUAUUUCAACGUGAUGGUCGAGGGUCCGAAACAGUCGCCAUACGAAGGCGGGUACUUUAAGCUCGAGCUGUUCCUGCCCGAGGACUACCCCAUGGCGGCACCCAAGGUUCGGUUCCUCACGAAAGUCUACCACCCGAACGUCGACCGCCUCGGGCGCAUCUGCCUGGACAUUUUGAAGGAUAAGUGGAGCCCCGCCCUCCAGAUUCGAACGGUUCUCCUGUCGAUACAAGCGCUCAUGAGCGCGCCCAACCCAGACGACCCACUGGCCGAGGAGAUCGCCAAGCACUGGAAGAACAACGAGGCGGAGGCGAUAGCCAAGGCCAAGGAGUGGACGCAGCUGUACGCCACGCAGUAG
This is a messenger RNA of Pedinophyceae sp. YPF-701, 453 nucleotides long. The record is from the annotation of a GenBank genome assembly. Lineage: Eukaryota; Viridiplantae; Chlorophyta; Pedinophyceae.